UAACACUGUCUUUUUAUAACAGUAACUGUUUGAUUUGAACAGUGAGGAUAUGUAUGCCCAGGACUCAAUCGACCUUUUGACCAAUUCUGGAAUUCAGUUUCACAAACACGAUGAAGAGGGGAUCGACCCUUACGAGUUUGCCCAGCUGUUGAUGACGUCUGGAGUUGUGCUGUCAGAAAAUGUCAAGUGGAUAUCCUUUCAUAGUGGUUACGACUUUGGUUACUUACUGAAGAUACUUACAGACCAGAAUUUACCGACAGAGGAGUCAGAAUUUUUUGAAUUGCUGCGCAUUUAUUUUCCCACAAUCUAUGAUGUCAAGUACCUGAUGAAAAGCUGUAAAAACUUGAAAGGGGGUCUUCAGGAAGUGGCAGAUCAGUUAGAGGUAAAGGACGGGUUUGGAUUGUACAAAGAAAAAGUAUUCUUUAUGUGGAAUGUAACCUUGAGAGCUUAG
This is a messenger RNA of Limulus polyphemus (Atlantic horseshoe crab), 451 nucleotides long. RefSeq names its product CCR4-NOT transcription complex subunit 7-like. Gene Ontology annotation, cellular component: CCR4-NOT complex; CCR4-NOT core complex; P-body. The record is from RefSeq and is a predicted model, not a curated record. The transcript is spliced from 2 exons. Gene Ontology annotation, molecular function: nucleic acid binding; poly(A)-specific ribonuclease activity. NCBI's taxonomy places the organism in Eukaryota, Metazoa, Arthropoda, Merostomata, Xiphosura, Limulidae. The coding region runs from base 50 to 451 and encodes 133 amino acids.